CUUUUUGAUGCUGCGCUUCGUAUUCCUUGCUUCACGAUUGUGUCCGAAGAGAAAAUCCACUCAUGCAAAAUGCCGUCGCUAUUACUAACCCGCUCGUCUUGUAUCGAGCGCUUGUCUCGACGAAUCGCAUUCGCCCCGAUCCGGCACAGCUACGGUUAGCGUUGCACCUGCAGAAAUUAUACGAUCGACUGAAAGAUUAUGAGCCUACUAUGGUAUAUAGUCAUAGACUGCAGCAGCUAGGACGAGCUAUUGGUCAUUCCAGCCAGAAUCAUGAGAGUGUAACGCCAUUCCAAAGUGCAGCACGUGGAAUUCUGCAAUCUCUGCUCGAAGAAAAGGAAAAGCGUGAUUCUCUUGCUUUAACGCGGGUUCUCAGCGACUAUGAAGAAGCAAUCAAAUUAGACAGUCCUAAGGGGCUUAUGGUCCAUGGUGAAGUAGGCACAGGAAAGAGCAUGCUCAUCGAUCUUUUCGCGGACUGUCUACCUACGAGAAAGAAGCGAAGAUGGCAUUAUAAUACCUUUAUGCUGGAAAUAUUCUCCAAACUGGAGCAGCUGCGAAUACGCCGUCUGUCUCAGUCCAGGCAUAUAGCUUUUGGUAUGAGCCAGGAUGAUCACUCUAUGCUUUGGCUUGCCCGUGAUCUCGUGGAAAAGAGCCCCAUACUCUUCUUGGAUGAAUUUCAACUUCCAGACCGAGCCUCUGCCAAGAUAAUGACCAAUCUGAUGACAAGAUUCUUUGGAAUGGGAGGAGUACUCAUAGCGACAAGCAACCGUAUGCCAGAUGAGCUUGCCAAAGCAGCUGGGAUUCAGUUCGUGCAACCGUCCGCUAGACGAGGGACUUCGACAUGGAACUUUCGGAACAAUACGUCAGAAAGAGAGAAUAAGAUGUUCGGUGGGGGGCAAAGCGAAUUUGCAGAUUUUCUGGAUUUGCUUAAGGCAAGGUGCGAUAUUUGGGAGAUGGAGGGCAAGAGCGAUUACCGCAGAGCGAGUCAGCGCGAGAAGUUUCCAUGCGUAGAUGCGGAUAUAUCAUCUUCGAGAGCUGUGGGAGGUGAGGUCAUUAUACCAACCAACUACGAGGAAGAAAAGGAAGGAAUCACUCUGCCAACGAAGUAUUUCUUGCAACCCCGCACCGAGCACUCAAGACUUUCUCCAGAACUCGAGGCUGAGAUCCUAAGCGUCGUAUCAAGAAGCGCCGGAACAAAUUCAUUCUCCAGGAUCCCUUGGCAACCAUUUACCCUCAAGGUCUAUGGGCGCAGCGUUCUCAUCCCUAGAAGCCUGAACCAAAUUGCUUAUCUUACUUUUGAUGAGCUCUGUGGCGCGACCCUCGGGCCUGCGGACUACACAACCCUAGCUUCGAACUUCCAUACAGUUAUCAUAACUCAUGUUCCCAUCCUAACCUCUUCGCUCAAAAAUGAGGCACGUCGUUUCAUCACACUGCUCGAUGCCCUCUACGAAGCCAAGUGCAAACUCUUGAUCGCUGCCCAGGCAGAUCCAGAUAACCUAUUUUUUCCGGAGCUACGAUCUGGAAAUGGAGGAAGUUUGGAGACAGAGUGGAGAGGAAAAGAAGAUGACGAUGCCACGUACGCGGAAACUUUUUCAGAGAUGCACCAAGAUCUCACUGCCCCCUUCCGUCCCAAUGUCUCUAUGUAUGACGGGUCGGUCGGUGACUCCACGCGUUCGCACCUUCAAGGCCUGCUAGCUGAAGAUGCACUCGAAGAUGAUCCUCCCAAUAAAGUGAAACGUAUGAUCGGUCGCACCGACUCAGACUUCUUGCUCGACGAACAAUUCCAAGUUCAGCGAACGCCCAACUUCGCAAAUACAAGUAUCUUCACGGGCGAGGAUGAAAAAUUCGCGUAUAAGCGGGCGACGAGUCGACUUUGGGAGAUGUGUGGACACAAGUGGUGGGCACGGGCUGAAGAGGGAUGGUGGCGACCACUUCCCCUAGAGAACCGUGGUUGGGAAAGUAAGCUUAGUUUGAAGGAGUCUCCAAUUGUCGCCGACUCAGUCACUGAAAGGGGGGAUAAAAGAGCUGCUAAUAGUGACAAAGAAUAUGAAGGAAUGGGGGAGCUGAGACAAGUUAACGAGAAUGAGGAUGAAGUCAUGUUCAGGUACGGUGGAAGUCCGUUCCGAAGGAUUUUGGAUGAGCCGCCUCGAAAAAUUGCAUGGACACAUUUUUGGGGCACGAUACGGUGGGGCAAGAGAGCCGGGCCUUGGGGACAAGGUGUAGACGGAUUGAAGGAUAGGAAGAGAAAAGACGAAAAUAGUAGUGGCGACAGAAAUUAGGCAUGAAUAGUGAAACACGUUCAUG
This is a messenger RNA of Verruconis gallopava, 2301 nucleotides long. RefSeq lists its product as uncharacterized. NCBI's taxonomy places the organism in Eukaryota, Fungi, Ascomycota, Dothideomycetes, Venturiales, Sympoventuriaceae. Gene Ontology annotation, cellular component: mitochondrion; cytoplasm. The record is from RefSeq and is a predicted model, not a curated record. Gene Ontology annotation, molecular function: ATP hydrolysis activity; ATP binding. Bases 63 to 2276 code for a protein of 737 amino acids. The transcript has a single exon.